Drosophila montana is the source of this 1041-nucleotide messenger RNA. RefSeq lists its product as uncharacterized. Bases 1 to 402 code for a protein of 133 amino acids. The record is from RefSeq and is a predicted model, not a curated record. Lineage: Eukaryota; Metazoa; Arthropoda; Insecta; Diptera; Drosophilidae. The transcript has a single exon.
AUGUGCGCUAGGGAGGCGCUGCGUCCACAAGAUGCGCCCAAUUUGAGUGGCCAUCAGCUCGGCAGCUUGGCGCUCUGGACGCGUCAUCGAGUGUGCAACGAGGACACCAUGGCACACCUGGCGCUCAAAUACGGGACGACAAUCGGUCAAAUUUGUCGCGCCAAUCGCUUGCAUUGGCAGGACAUUCUGCAGACGCGUAGCUACAUUUGGCUACCAGUUCCUGGCACACAACAGCCAACUCAGGAGCCCGAGAACCAGGCACAGAUAUCGCCACUGAUCACCUUUCCAAAUUAUGGCAGAGUGUUGAUUGUGCCACCGCAUUUCUAUCGCCAGAGUGCGCCCAAUCUGGAUGACUUUGCCGGCGAGUGCGAUCCGCUGCUGAUCACCACGCGCUGCAUGUGAAGCAAUAACAAUAAAGUACCUGCACCUUGAGUGGCAGCACAAUUUAAUUAGCGACCACAGCUGCAGCUCCAUCCCUGCUCUGCCGCUCUUUGUUGCGCUACAUCCUGUCUGGGUCGCUGCCUGCAGCUGCAGACGACGACGAGGACGACGACAAAGCAAAAGUGCGCAGUUUUAUCAGCCAACCCAAUUUGUGGGCGGAAUGUUAAUGUUCGUUAAAUGAUUCGCUUUUAGCGCGUCUAACGAAUACUACGUGAGCUUUGACACGCGAGCGGAGUGAGACUAGAACGGGACCGAGCUUUAACCCCAAAACAGAACUGGCUAUCGGAACUACAAAAUGCUAAAAUAUUUUCGAGUCCAAAUUAUUCUGUUGUAUAUAUGCGCAUGUACAUAAGGGAAGGUUGACAUUUUAAAUUAUUCUUGAGUUGGAAGACUUAAAAAAAUCGAACUCAAUCAAUUGUUAGUUGAGUUCUUUGUGUAAACAUGUUGAGUUCCAGCCCUUAAAGUUCGGUUCGUGAGCCCGGCUUUUAGCAUCUAUGAACCCAUAUUUGUGCCGAAGCUCGUCACAUUCCUUACAAUUUUCUAUCUAACUUCAAUCUAUUGUUAAUUAAAUUAAUUAUAUUCAUUUUAUUGAUAGGCUGA